Messenger RNA from Saimiri boliviensis boliviensis (Bolivian squirrel monkey), 1430 nucleotides. RefSeq names its product ADP-ribosyltransferase 4 (inactive) (Dombrock blood group) (gene ART4). Lineage: Eukaryota; Metazoa; Chordata; Mammalia; Primates; Cebidae. Gene Ontology annotation, molecular function: NAD+-protein-arginine ADP-ribosyltransferase activity; NAD+ poly-ADP-ribosyltransferase activity. The record is from RefSeq and is a predicted model, not a curated record.
GCUGCUUGGCCCCAAACGCUGGACAGGGCAUGCUUUUUCCUGUUUGGCUGGGAAAGUUAAGGCUGAACUGCUGAAUCUGACACUUAACAGGACUUUGGCAUUCCCCUAAAUACAGACUAGAUCAGGGACUUUUUUUUUUUUUUUUUUUCAUUGAAAAGUAACUUGGGUUCACUUUAGAAAUCCUUAUUUGGUGUGCUCAUCUGGCUAUUUCACAGAGAUUUCAGUUUUGCAAACAAGUUGGAGUUGAUUUCUUCCAUCAGAUAAGCUAGUGGUUGUUGGUGGCCAACCGAAGUUGCUCAACAUAGACAGGAAUAAAAAAAGGUUCCUGCUGAGAUUGAAAGAAAACCUCAGAGGAGAACUCUUGAGAAUUCGUCUGAGGAUGAAGCUGCAAGAGCAAAGAAGUACUUGUGAUACAAGCAAAUGUGGUCCAUUGAUCAACAGAUGCAAGAUUCUUCUCCCAACUACUGCAGCUCCUGCGGUGAUGAGAAUCUGGCUUCUUAGAGGCCUGUUGCCGUUCCUGCUGCUCCUCUCUGGCCUGCAGAGACCCACGGAGAGUUCCGAGGUUGCAAUUAAAGUCGACUUUGACUUCGCACCAGGUUCCUUUGAUGAUCAGUACCAAGGCUGUAGCAAACAGGUUAUGGAGAAACUCAUUCAAGGGGAUUAUUUCACAAAAGACAUAGAAUCCCAGAAGAAUUACUUUAGGAUGUGGCAAAAAGCCCACUUAACCUGGCUUAACCUGGGAGGAAAAGUUCUCCCCGAGAACAUGACUACCACACAUGCUGUGGCUAUUUUGUUUUAUACAUUGAACAGCGAUGUUCAUUCUAACCUCACUAGAGCCAUGGCCUAUGCUGCCAGGACUCCACAGCAAUACGAACAUUCAUUCCACUUCAAAUAUUUACACUACUACCUGACCACAGCAAUCCAGCUGCUGAGGACAGACAGCACCAUGAAGAAUGGCACUCUGUGCUAUGAGGUGUAUUAUACGAUGAAGGAUGUCCACUUCAACGCCUACACAGGGGCCACCAUUCGAUUUGGCCAAUUCCUGUCCACGUCCCUCCUAAAAGAAGAAGCACAGGAGUCUGGGAACCAGACACUAUUUACUAUAUUCACCUGCCAGGGUGCACCUGUACAAUACUUCUCCCUCAAGGAGAAAGUCUUGAUCCCUCCCUAUGAGCUGUUUAAAGUUGUAAAUAUGAGCUACCACCCAAGAGGAAACUGGAUGCAGUUGAGUUCAGCUGGGAACCUGAGCACAUAUAACUGUCAGCUGCUAAAAGCUUCCAGCAAGAAAUGCAUCCCUGAUCCUACAGCUAUUUUGUCUCUCUCCUUUUUGACCACUGCCAUCAUCUCUUCCAAAAGCAGAGUAUAAAGGAAUCUUGUGGCUCCUUUUAUUUAAAAAUAUAUAUAUAUUUAAAUAAAAACUUUUUAUUGGC